UUUCUGAUGUCGUUCUGUAACAAGAACGUCUUUUUUCUUUACUUCGUAUUCGAUUCUCAUAUAAAAUAUCCCCGACCACACCAAUCGUUCAAAUAUUUGGUUAGACUGAUGCGAGAAAGAUAAACGCAAAAGUGAGGCAAGGCACAUUUACCGUAGUUGGAUGUUAUAAUUUUUUGUCAAAUCGAUACGGAACUCAUCAGCAGUCAACAUCAUGAAAAUUUCAUUUAUUAUAAUCGGAAUAUUAUCAACAUUGUCUAUUACAUAUGGAGCACCCGUUGAAGGGGUACUUUGCCAAAUAAACCCGUUUCAAAAGAGUACGUUUGAGUCGUCUCUGUUGCUUGAAAAUCACUUGAUGUGUCCAACUGAAGGGGACUUCCUUCAUCCGGCGGAGUAUUGUGAGCAUUUGUACAAAUGUCCUUUGGAUUUCGACGACAAGAUAAGACAUUGUGAGGCUUUUUGCAAAAGUGAUGGAACUUGGGACUACAAAUAUCCGACCUGUGAUGACAUGGUUCCCUUUGCCGAACUGCUUGAUUCGGAAGUCACUAAACAAGAAGCAGCUGUUAGAAAAAGGCGGCGGAGAAGGCGAAGGAUGGCGAUACAUAAUAAUGCUGAUGCUAUUUUAGAAGCUUUGAAGGAGCGGGAGACACUGAUUGGGAAAGAGGUAAUAAUAGAGGUUAAUAUUCGAAAAAGAAGAAGCUUUGGUUGGGGAGACGCUGCUGCACUCGAGAAACCAGCAGCAAAAUCAGCAGAAAAUCCAGCUGUGGAGCCAGGCGAUCUAGUUGAUAAAACGGAAAACUUGGACAUUAAAGAAUUAGAAGAAAGCAUAGACAACAAAACAAAGAAAAUGAAAAAGAAAGUAACUGUGGAAGAUAUCAAAGCUCUUUGCCACAAAAAGAUGUGCACGGUCGUAAAUAGUGACAAAAGCUGUCGAGGAUUAGAUCACAAACAAGCGGACUUCAGCUUGCAAGUAAGAGUGUGUGAUAUUUGCGUCAAACUUGGAGUGUGCGCCAAAUCAAUCAAGCUUUUCACGUCCGGAUAAACCCAAAGGAUCAACACAACGAACUUUGCGAAUUUUUAUUUUUAAAAUUUUAUAUUGUUGUGAAGAUAUUAUAUUGUUUUGCCGUAGGCAACUCAAUGCUGUUUUAUGCCACUUGCUACACAGUGUUCGUACGAGAAUAUCGCUUAGUUAACAAAACGCAAACAUAAAAAUAAUGAAUCUUUAGUUUUUUCGGAAAAAGAAUUACUCCCGAGUAAUUGUUACCAUACUCUGACAAAUUUGUCUACUUGGCGUUAUAUGAUAAUGCCCCUAGUCGUCUGAGGUCCAAAUUAGGCAGAUUGAAGAACGGGAAUACAUAAAAUUUAUUUUGAGUAUAAUGUGUACAGCUUAAUUUAUUGUUUAUUUUUCUCUUCCAUAAUAUUUCAUGUCAAGUAAAGAGUCAACUAAAAACUGGCGUUGCUUUGUUUCAAAAAUAUUGCCGAUUCAUCGAUAUAAAAGUCAUUAAAGUCGAAGGCUGUUGUUUUGAGUUUUGAAAAAGAUCAAAAGUAUGUAAAAAGUGAAUCAACUUUAUCUUUAUUUUAAUGCUGCAAUACGCAAUUUUGUCGCACAAUAUGUUCCACUAUGUACAAUUAUGUACUUUUUGUUUUGAUUUUCUGCAUUCGUCGUGAAAUAAAAGUGAAAUAUUCACAUUAAUAUGGUUUCAUGCUUA
Styela clava is the source of this 1706-nucleotide messenger RNA. RefSeq lists its product as uncharacterized. NCBI's taxonomy places the organism in Eukaryota, Metazoa, Chordata, Ascidiacea, Stolidobranchia, Styelidae. The record is from RefSeq and is a predicted model, not a curated record.